This is a messenger RNA of Ipomoea nil (Japanese morning glory), 2265 nucleotides long. Its product is annotated as NAC domain-containing protein 82-like. Gene Ontology annotation, molecular function: DNA binding. NCBI's taxonomy places the organism in Eukaryota, Viridiplantae, Streptophyta, Magnoliopsida, Solanales, Convolvulaceae. The record is from RefSeq and is a predicted model, not a curated record. Gene Ontology annotation, biological process: regulation of DNA-templated transcription. The coding region runs from base 411 to 2054 and encodes 547 amino acids. The transcript is spliced from 6 exons.
CCCUCACUUUCCAUACGCUUUGCUUCGCUUUACUCCUCACUCCUCCGCCUUCCGUCACCCUCUCGGAGCUCUCCGCCCUCCCCGCACAAUUUCACCCCCAUUCCGAUGUCUUUUGGUUCCUUCAAGAUACAUCUGUCUUUCUUCUGGGGUGAUUUCUUUUUCAUGAAUCGGGGAAGGUUGUGGUGUGCUGGGAAGAUCCUGUUUCGACAUUGGACUUGACAAUUGCGAUCUUUGCAACAAGGUGAGGGGAGUUUGGGUCUUGUGCUCUUUUCCUAGUUUACUCUGUCUAUUGUUUGUUUUUUGGUCAACCUUUAAGUCUCCAGCUGUGAUUAGUAUUGCUCAAUACUGAUCGGGGAAAUUCUUUUAGUUGAUUUAGCUAAUUAGCUGUAGGUCUUUAGUCAUAAGUUUACAUGGGGAGGACAUUCCUUCCUCCUGGAUUCCGCUUUCAUCCAACUGAUGUUGAAAUUAUAGUGUACUAUCUCAAGAGGAAGAUCAUGGGAAAGAAACUUCAUUUUUUUGAAGCUAUAUCAGAGAUCAACAUUUACAGGUUCUCCCCGUGGGAUCUUCCAGAUAAAUCAUCUUUGAAAAGUAAAGAUCUUGAGUGGUAUUUCUUCUGUCCGAGGGAGAGGAAGUAUAAUAGUGGUGGUAGAAUGAAUCGAGCAACUGAAACUGGGUACUGGAAAACUACUGGAAGGGAUAGACCUGUAGUUUACAAUGAGCGGACGGUUGGAAUGGUUAAAACCUUGGUUUUCCAUGAAGGCCAUGCACCAAAGGGGAAAAGAACUGAUUGGGUUAUACAUGAAUAUAGAAUUGAGGACGAAGAAACUCUUCAGGAUUCAUAUGUGUUAUGUAAAGUAUUCAAGAAGAGUGGACCAGGCCCAAAAAAUGGUGCACAAUAUGGUGCACCAUUCAAUGAGGAAGACUGGGAAGAUUGUGAAAAUUGUGAUAUUCCAUUUGCCAUUCCUAUGCAUCCUAGUAACCAAAAUUGCUCGUCUGUGACCGGCAUGAUUGACCCAGAGUGUUCAUCUCGUCAGCCUUCAUCUGAACCAGGUUCAUCUGCCAUUCCACCUGCCAAACUGCCGGAUCCUAUUAACCAAAACUGCACGUAUGUGGCUGACAUGAUUGACCCAGGAUGUUCAUCUCGUCAGCCUUCAAAUGAACCAGGUCCAUCUUUAUCCAGGCUUCAUGCAGAUGAGGUGCGGCCAAAUAACCAAAACUGCUCAGUUUUUACGGGUACUAUUGACCCAGGGAACACUUGCAGUCGGUCUUUGGCCAAUCCAGGUCCAUCUUUAGCUGUGCCUCAUUCUAGUGAGGUGCCACCAGAUGAUGAUGAUAUCAGUCAGUUCUUUGCCUCAUUUCUGGAAGAUACUGACUUACUCCCAAUUGAGAAUAAUGAGAAUGUUAACUGUUGCAAUCAAGGUUUGAACGUGGACAUGAUGCCGUGCAUGGAUGGAAAUGAUGUAUACACUGCGUUUGGUGGCCGUGAUAACUUUGCAGACCUGAGUGGAGGCAGAUCUUAUCCCUCUGGAAGUCUGGUUGGUGACCACCCUCCUAAUUUGCUAUUCCCACAAGAUGAUGCUCCCUUUUUGGAGCUCAAUGAUCUUGUAAUACCAGUAGAUCACUGUACUCGAACCAGUGAAGCUGACCCAUUAGUGGAAGAGAACUUAUAUUCAUCGAAUGCCUCUUUCCUUAGAAUGGAGCAUUUCAAUUAUGGAGGCAAUUUUUCUGGGGGUAAUCAGUUCAUUCCAACUCAAAGCCAACUCCAAGUGCUUCCUCAACAUUAUACCCAACAAGUAACUGGUAUCGGCUUUAAUGCAAGUCAGGGAUACAAUACCAUGCCGGUAACUGGUAUGGAGUUUAAUGCAAGUCAGGGAUACAAUGCCAUGCAGGUAUCUGGUAUCGAGUUUAAUGCAAGUCAGGGAUACAAUGCCAUGCAGGUAUCUGGUAUCGAGUUUAAUGCAAGUCAGGGAUUCGAUUAUGGUUUUGAUACCAUGAUGCAUGAACACGGGAUGAUCACAUCACCUGCUGCUGAUCGAGACCAGCAUAGAGGUUGAAGAAUUGCCUACAGUUCUAGCUGUGGAACUAAACAAUUGCCAAAUUUAUUGGUCUACACUCUGCUGUUGUAGACUAGUAUGAUUUUCUAAGUUUGGGAAAUAAAACUUUUUAUUCUAUGGACAUGGUGUAUCCCUUUUAAUUUUUGUUGCACUGGAUUGUUGGAUUUUAACAAUAAAUUUUUUUUGAAUGCUCUUUUAUACAGUGUUCUCA